Molecule: messenger RNA, 762 nt
Organism: Copidosoma floridanum
Lineage: Eukaryota; Metazoa; Arthropoda; Insecta; Hymenoptera; Encyrtidae
Gene: Osi18
Product: DUF1676 domain-containing protein Osi18
Cellular component (GO): membrane
Source: RefSeq, a predicted model, not a curated record
AUGAGGCCCACAAUCGCCGUCCUGCUGGCCGUGCUCGCAACCUGUAGCGCCACCGUCGACGUCGCUGGCACUCGGACGACCGUGGACGUCCUCAGGAGCAUCUACUACAGGUGCGCGAACGACGAGUCGAUGCUGUCGUGCGCCAAACCCAAAGUCCUCAAGUACUUAAGCGACGCCAUGCAGCAGGAGCGAUUGCCGAUCACUGCCGAUCUGUCGAUCGUGCGGUCACGCAGCGUUCCCGAGGACAGCGAGUUCGACGAGUACCUCUCGGCCCAGGACACCGUGGACCCCAACAGGCGGGAACAGCUGCGCUCUCUGAUGCUCGAGAAGCUCGACAACUACCUCGCCAGCCAUGUCCUCGAAGCUAGGCUGCCCGAGGAGAUAGCCGGCUCGAGCAUCGUGCCCCGGUCGCUCAUCGACUCGGUGCCCGCCAGCGUGAGCGUGGCCCUCAGCGACGCGCCCAAUGGGAACGGUCGAGGCUUCGUCAAGAAAGUCAUGAUCCCGUUCCUCCUGGGGCUGAAGUUCAAGGCCACGGCCCUGGUGCCCCUCGCUUUGGCGCUCAUCGCCCUCAAAACCUGGAAGGCAUUGACUCUCGGUCUGCUCUCGCUGGUGCUCAGUGGGGCCAUGCUCAUCUUCAAGCUGACCAAGCCCAAGGUCGCCUACGAGGUCGUCCACUUUGGACACCCACCCGUCGAGCACCCGCCCCACUGGGACGCGCCCGUGGCUGCUGCCCACGGACCCUACAGGGCGUAUAGGAAGUAG